UGUUGUGUGACAAGACACUUCACUCAAAAAGUUCGAAAAAUUUAUCUUAAAAAACUGAAAAAACAGCUUUACAUUUAAAAUGUUGUUGGGAAAAACUUACGCGAGACUGUUAAAAAAUCACUUUCUUUUGAUGCAAUCGGUUCAAACAGCAUUACUAAUGAGCACUAGUGAUAUUUUGGCACAAUUUGCAGUUGAGAAGAAAACUCUGCGUCAGUACGAACCGAGAAGAACGGCGGAAUUCGCUUUCUUAGGUGCUGCUUUUGUGGGUCCAGCACUUUCGAUUUGGUAUAAGGUUCUACAAAGAAAGUUUGGAAGCGAUAAAACCUUACAAACCGGAAUCAAGAAAAUGAGUUGCGAUCAACUUCUAUUUGCGCCUGUAUUUUUGCUUGUAUUCGUGAGCAGUGUUGAAGUCUUGCAUGGAAACAAUAUGGAGGGGAUCAAAGACAGUUUAAGGAAAAAGUAUAAAGAUAUCGUGAUUACGAAUUGGAAAAUAUGGCCGGCGGUGCAGAUGAUCAAUUUUUCUGUGAUGCCUUUAAAAUACCAGGUGUUGUUUGCACAAUUUGUAGCCGUGUUUUGGAACGUGUAUCUGAGCUGGAAAACACAAAAUAAGUGAACAGACAUUACUUACUGAAUCUAGAUAAUUAUGUUGUUUAGUUGAAGUUAUAAGUUGCAAUGUAUAUUAAGAUUACAACUUAUAACUUAUACACUAUAUACUAUAUAUUAUAAUGUAGGUACACUUAUUAGA
This is a messenger RNA of Sitophilus oryzae (rice weevil), 745 nucleotides long. RefSeq names its product protein Mpv17-like. Gene Ontology annotation, cellular component: membrane; cytoplasm. The record is from RefSeq and is a predicted model, not a curated record. The transcript has 2 exons. Bases 80 to 613 code for a protein of 177 amino acids. Lineage: Eukaryota; Metazoa; Arthropoda; Insecta; Coleoptera; Curculionidae.